CCCCCGGCAACCACGGCCGUAGCCCUCCGCCCCUGCAUAAAAAAAGACGCGAGCCGGCAUCGCACUUCGCUCCAUCCACCACCAAACCCUCAUUUCACCCAGCACCUACCACGGUCAAGCAGCCACGCCAGCCAGAGCGCGCUGCACCCCCACCUCGCCGCCGAGCAAGCACCCAGCGCACGAGCCGGCCCGGCCAUGGAGGUGGAGGCGUUCCCGAUCGGGUUCACGAGGGGCGUGCGCGCGCACUGGCGCCGGCGCAAGUACCAGCGCCUGGAGGCCGGCGAGGGCGGCGGCAGCAGGCCCCAGGGCACGCAGCGCCUCGGCGGGGCGCGGCGAGUCGGGUGGCGCGUGCGGCUGCGCGGGCUUCUCGUCCGGCGAGCGCGGGCCGUCCGCGCGAUCGUGAUGGCGCCGCGGCGGCUGCUGGCGCGCGCGCGGGACGCGUACGUGGGCGGCAUGCUGGCCGUGGCCCGGAAGGCGUCGGCCACGGCGCUGCCCGGCGGCGGGCCCGAGGGGAUCUGGGCCAGGCGCGUGCCGCGGCGGAAGCAGCUGCCCUCGGCGACGGCGGCGCGGACGUCCGAGUUCGAGCAGCGGCUGGUCAUGGAGAUCUACAAGUCCAUCGUCGCGUCCAAGGAGCUCACCACCAUGCUCCACUCCUCCACCGCGCACCUGCAGCCGCCGCCCGCGCGCGCCUAGCUGCCUAGGCUGUUGCAACCGGCAUCCGGACGGAAGCUGGGAUUUUUAAUCUUGCAGCUGUCAAUCAGCACAGCUGCAUGUAUGUGCGUCAUGUUGGUCGAUCGAUCGGAAGAGAGGUUUUUCAAGAUGAUCGUGUGCUCUCUUUCACCAGUUGCUGCUACAAAAAUUAACAAAAUUGACAUAUGGAUGAAAAUAUUUCAUAAACUGAACUGUGUUUAAAAAAAAUUCACUCAGCUAACCUUUUUGUGUAGCCUAGGCACUGGUAACAGAAUGUGCAGCGCCUAACGGCUAAGCGCUGCAUAUUACAUGUUUGCCACGUAGAUGUGAGGCGCUGCACGGCCGGGUGUGGGUCCGGCAUGGCCCAGGUAUGCUGUGCUAGCCAGAUGUGUAGCGUCUGAGAGGCAGGCGCUGCACAGUGUAGUGUGGUGCUUGUCUGUCGGGCUCUACACCAAUGGGUCAGCUGGAUGAAAUUUUUUGGCGACAAUUCAUUUUGCGAAUUUGUUUUGUUGACAAGUAGAUUUAUCAUUUUGCCAGUUUCCACUAGGUGUCGUUGUCAUGGUAAACUUUUCCACGGCUGCGUUCAUAACAAUCUCAUUCUGUAUGACAUGGAAAACUUGGAUGUU
Molecule: messenger RNA, 1316 nt
Organism: Triticum aestivum (bread wheat)
Lineage: Eukaryota; Viridiplantae; Streptophyta; Magnoliopsida; Poales; Poaceae
Exons: 1
Coding region: 196-693 (165 amino acids)
Source: RefSeq, a predicted model, not a curated record